AGGGAUGUCCCAUUCAGUCUCUUUUUAGUGGAGUUUCAGGGGCAGACAUAAAUUUGCUAUGUUUAAGCAGAAAUUGGUCCGUUCAUUUUAAAACCAAGGGAGCUUAUGGCAGAAAGGGGCAGGAUCCUUUUUUUAAAAAACAAGAACAAAUCAUUGGAUUUAUUUUCACAAAUUUGAGCCUGACAUCUUAAUUCAUAACUAGCAGCUGCUGUGGUUUCUGACAGUCACAAAAAUAGGUGAAAAGGAAGACGAGGUUUCAAAGCAAAUGUUGAAUACAGUACUUAGCAAUAUGUUUGAAUCACAUUCUACUUUAAAAUGGGCAUUGGGGGAAUUCUUUGUGGACAAAGGCAGUGGUUUUCCUGUUGUCCUCCAGCUGUCAUGGUUCUUGGUGGCUUCUGACCACCCAUGAUUAUCAUCAAAACUAUCCUUCUCCCAAAACUCUUCGUUCUUGUUUUUCCCCUUCUAACUUUCCAAUUCCCCGCAGCAGCUGCUGCUGGCAGUUUCAUCAGAGAGGGACAGAUUCUUGCUCAAAGUCACACGGUGGGUGAAUGACAGAGCUGGACAGGGUUAAUGACAAGCAACUCCCAACUUUCCCAUUGGUGAGGUCAGAGUUCUGGGGAGGCCCCCAGAGAGACCAUUUUUUUUGGGAGGAGGGAGUGACUCAGACAGAGCUGCAAAUGGCAGGGUUUGGUAAAAAUGGUCCAGGAUUCGGGUUUCAGGGAGAUCUGGCUUCAGGCAGCCUCACUCGAAGCAAGCCCCUUGCUCUGUGAGCUGUGGUUUCCGCGUCUGUGGAAUGCAGGAGUGUGAGGAUCAGGUAAGAUGCUGCCCUAUUAAUCUAGGGACAGGCCAGAUGCCUUCCCAGAGACAUGCACAUUUUCCAGGGUGGGAGCCAGUUCCUGGAGGAGAUCUGAUACACGACAUGGAUUACUGCUGGGCCCCUUUCCUCUGCCUGUGUCUCUUGGCGUCUCAGAGCAGGACGGAAGAGGCGUCCCAGAAGAUCCUGAAAUGGAUGCAGAAAAUGGAGGCGAUAACCAGGGGCAGGAGCAGCCCACCUCAUGCUGACCUUGUUCACGGCCUAGAGUCGGAGCUGCUCAAUGCCAGCUUCAGCAGCCACAACCUCACCUUGCAGACGCACUCCAUCCAGGCACUGGCCUUCAAGCUGAACUGCAACUUCGCUGGCCUCUCUCUGAGCAGUGCCGCUCUGGAGAAGGUCCCCCAGGCCCAGCCCCAACACGCCAUGCAGUUCCCGGCCGAGCUGACCUGGAAUGCCUGCAGGACCCGCUCUGGGGAGCUUCGUCUCAUUUGUAUCUACUUCUCCAGCAGCCGCUUUUUCCAGAAAGACAUCAACUCAUCUCUGCUCAAUAACUAUGUUCUGGGGGCCCAGCUGAGCCAUGGACACGUGAGCAACCUCAGUGAACCAGUGAACAUCAGCUUCUGGCACAACCAAAGCCUGGAAGGCUACACAGUGACCUGUGUCUUCUGGAAGGAGAGCGCCAAGGAGAGCUACUGGGGGGCCUGGAGCCCGGAGGGCUGUCACACACAGCGGCCCUCACCGUCCCAGGUGCUCUGUCGCUGCAACCACCUCACCUACUUUGCUGUUCUUAUGCAACUCUCCCAGGCCCCUAUCCCUGCAGAGUUGCUGGCGCCUCUCACCUACAUCUCCCUGGUGGGUUGCAGCAUCUCCAUCGUGGCCUCGCUGCUCACUGUCUUGCUGCACCUCCAGGCCAGGAAGCAGGGUGACUCCGUAACACGCAUCCACAUGAACCUGCACGCCUCCGUGCUGCUCCUCAACAUCGCCUUCCUGCUGAGCCCUGUGCUGGCCACGCCCCCAGUGCCCGGGGCAGCAUGCGUGAUGCUGGCCGCCACCCUGCACUUCGCCCUGCUCAGCUGCCUCACCUGGAUGGCCAUUGAAGGCUUCAACCUCUACCUCCUACUCGGGCGCGUCUACAACAUCUACAUCCGCCGAUACGUGCUCAAGCUCUGUGCCGUGGGCUGGGGGUUCCCGGCCUUCCUGGUGCUGCUCCUUCUUGCCGUCAAGAGCUCUGUUUACGGACCCUUCAAGAUCCAACUCUCCGACAGCCGGGGAAACAGCACGGUCUUCAAGACCACGUCCAUAUGCUGGGUGCAGAACUCCUGGGUGCACCGUGUCCUGGUCAUGGGCUAUGGUGGCCUCACGUCCCUCUUCAACCUGGUGGUGCUGGCCUGGGCGCUGAGGGUCCUCAACAAACUGCGGGCGCGGGAGAAGGUGCCGGGCUCCCGGGCCUGCCGGGACACCGUCACCGUGCUGGGCCUCACGGUGCUGCUGGGCACCACCUGGGCCUUGGCCUUCUUCUCCUUCAGCGUCUUCCUGCUGCCCCAGCUCUUCCUCUUCACCAUCUUCAACUCGCUCUACGGUUUCUUCCUCUUCCUGUGGUUCUGUUCUCAGAGGUGCCGCUCAGAGGCAGAGGCCGAGGCAGAGAUGGAGGUAUUCACCUCCUCCCAGAUGGUGCAGUAGUCUGGACUACCUGGACUUUCUGGCCCGGAGCUCCGAGACUCUCUGGGUGCCUGCAGAAGAGAAGAUGGCAGGCCAGCUGCUGGAGGCCAGAGGUCACUGUCACCUCCUGGGGGCCUUUUCCACCUCCAUGGCUUCCCCAGGCCCAGAGGGCAGGAUGUUGCUCUACCUCCUCUGGCAUUAUGCUCCGAAUGCCAGGUCAACCCCACCUGGGGGCAGCCAACUCGCCCCUGGUGCCUGGGCCCAGCUGGCCAAGCCUGUGACCAGAGCACUGGUCGCAGAGUCAAAAGGUCAUGUUUCGGCUUCUGGCUCUGAGUCUCCCUGUCUGACCUUGGACCUGUCAUUUCUCACUGACCCUCACUGACCAUCUGUGACAUUAGGACAGAUGGCUCUGGUCUUGCCCUGUCCCAGAGCUCUAUGCAGAUUGAAUGAGACCAGGGAGGAAGAGGUCAUAGUGGGAUGGGGCAGCUGGCCGAGGGCAGCCGGGGACAGGGUCUUGACCAGCCUGUCCUGGAAAGGCCUGCUGGGCCCUGCUUCCUUCCUUGGGGAGAGGGUCAUCCCAGGCCGGGGGUCCCCAACCCAGUGCUUAGAGACCCACCUAGUGUCUGAGACCUCAUCAGCCUGUGUCCAAAGUUUCUUUUCCUUUUGCUCCCAGAUUAUGAGGACUAACUCCAAGCCCACCUUUCCCAAAGAUCAGAAAAUCCUGUCCUUCCCAGAAGCUCCUCCUCCAGGGCUCCCCAGACCCCUAUAGGCCAUUUAAACUAGUGACUGAGGUCAUAGGACUUCCUGGAGGUGGGAGGGGAGUGCCUCAUUCUCCUCCAUCUGAGCUCCAGUGGCCAGGCAUUUUGAUGACUGGGCGGGUUUGAAUUUCCCCUGGUAAGGUGUGAGGAUGUGUGUUCUAAAUCUCAGAUUUGUUGGUCUGUUCUCUUGGAGCUGGGAGGCACCUACAGUAUUUAUAAGUUGGUAUAAAUUAUGCAAGUCUUUUGUCAUGCUGCACACUCUUCUUUCCUUCUCAUUUGCUAUGUUAGCCGUCACUGUUGUAGAGAAUCACCAUUGCCCUUGACCUGUCCUAACAGGUCGAGUAGACCACUCCUGAAGCCAGUGCAUUUCCCAGACUUCCCACCAGGGGGCGAUGUUUGCCCACAUCGGAAGCCAUUGGGUCCAAAACCACGUCUGGAGAUGCUGUGGUUGCCUGCCUGUCUGUGGACACAACACACCAGAUGGAGAGGCCCUGCCUCCAGGACUGUGCGUGCUGAGUGACCAGCAGGGGGAAUGCCACCCUGCCUGGAUGGCCAUUUCUCUUUCCCAACACAGCCGUCCGCUCUGGCUCUCAGUGUCUUGCGCUCUGGGCAUCUUGCACUAGAGCAGUGGGCUGGGAUAGUUCUCAGGGACUGGCUCCAGGCCAUCAGACAGAUUUUGAUGACUUUGAACAUCACAGGGCGGGAAUUGGAGCCAGAUCCCUUUUCUCCCGGGGGGACCCUCUGCCCUCUGUUCAUUUCUUAAAUGAAUAGCCUUUCAUGAGGUGGCGAGUGGUUUAAUUCCAGGGCUAGACGGCCUGGGCUCAAGUGCCAGGCCUGUCACUUGUUGGCUGUGUGACCAUGGACAAACCAUUCCAUCUGUCUGUGCCUGAGUUUUCCCUUCUGUAAGAUAGGGGUAAUAGUAACACCUACUUAGAAGGUUAAAUAAAAUGACCCAUAUAAAGAGGCUUAGCAGAGGGUAAGUAAGUGCUCAGUAAACGGUUACUGCCAUCAUUCAUAUUUUGUUGUUAUUGUUAGCAGUGCCACCUGAGUUUCAGAGGCCGAUCCACCUAAGGUCCAGGUCUGCUCGUCCUCACAGGUCCAGCUCCUCUCUGGGCACAUCCUGUGUCCCUUGGCUUUGCCACUUUCCCCAGAGCUGCCUUUGUCCCAGCCUUGCUGGCCUUUGGUCAUUUUAGGAGCAUUCUCCAUGUGGUACAGCCUCCAGGCCAUUGCCACCAAUCACCCUACCCCUCCGUUCCCCAAUUCUCUGAUCUAGUGAAUUCUCAGCGGCUCAGUUAUCGUGUCUCCCAUGAAAUCUCUCCAGUUUUCCCACAGAGAAGGUCUCUUUCCCACUCUGACUCCAGGCAGAGUGUCCCCCUGCCUCUCUCAGCGUGAUGUGAGCCCCCAUCCAAGCUCCCCUGGUUUGGCCAGCCCUGGCUUGUACCAGGCUCCCCAGGCCUUGGGAUGGGCCCCCAUUCCAAUGAGGGUGCCGAGGAUCAUGGGAAUCUCCGGCCCCUCUCUUGGGCAGCUCCAGGGAGCAGUGUCCCAGGCUGACUCCGCAGACCAGUAAAGCAGGGCCUUGCCUGGGAGCUCCCUCCCCCAUCCCCACCCCAGCCCGGACCUGGGCUGUUAGAUCCUACCAAGCCUGGGCUGCCCAACGGAGGAUGUGGCCACAGAAUGGGGCUAGUAAUUCUAGGAAACAGCCCCAGGCAUGUGGCCCUGAGCCUGGUUGGGGCUCAGGCUCUGGGUAGGGACCACUUCCCGGAAAUGCCCCAGCUGGGUGUGGGGGCAGGGAUGAGGGAGCCUCUGUGUCCGCCUCUCACUCCCAGCAGGGUCCUGGCCUUGCCUGUACUCCACACCGGGCCCAACUCUCAGGGGCUUCCAGACUUAGCAGAAAGAUGGAGUGGGUGGUGUCUGGGCAGGGCCGCUGCUCAGGGCCAGAGACUCCGAGGAGGCACCUGGUGAGGGAUGACAAGCCGAUGCCAGGAAGGCCACAGACUAGCAGUUUCUGUGUUGCUUUGCUGCUGUUUUUUCAGAAAGGCAUAGUGUGUACAAGGGGAGGAGUGUUGAAUGAGGGUUGCCCAAUAAAACCCAAGAUGCUCAAUUUGGGGGACAGAUACAAAAAAAGUUCACUGUUUAUCUGAAAUUCAAAUUUCAUCCUAUUGAUCUCCAUCUGCUUAUUUUUUCUUUAGUUCUUUUGCUAAGCCUGGCAACAUGCUUUUUUUUUUUUAAAUAUAAUUUUUGGCUGCUCUGGAUCUUCGUUACUGUGUACACUAUUUGCGAUGCACUAGUACUAGUUGUGGUGCAUGGGCUUCUCACUGUGGUGACCUUUGCUGCGGAGCAUGGGCUCUAGAGCUCUUGGGCUUCAGUAGUUAGUUGUUGCAUGGGGGCUCAGCAGUGGGGCGCACAGGCUUAGUUUAUGUUGUUAGGAAGGAGCAUUGGCGCGGGGGUCUGGGGCGUGCAGUCUUUACCCUUCACACCUAUCCACUGUGUGCCAACUGGGGAACCCUCUGCCGCCUGGGUGAGUCCUGACCUCCACUCAGGGCUUCUCUUCCCGGGCUCCCCUUGUCAGUCAAGGUUGCCACCAGGAUGCUCGAGGGCUCUGCCUUCUGGCGCCCCUCCCAUCAACCAUGGUCCAGACCUGGCCUCCAUCCUCCUCUCCACAGCCCUCCCUGGCUUCCCACUCCCAGUCUGAGCUUUACUCCAAAGCAGAGGGAAUUUUUUCAUCCUGUAAGCUGCCCAUGUUCUCUGCUGACACCCUUCCAUACCCUUCCCCUCCUCAUAGUCAAACUUCCCACUGGAGCUCGAAAGGCCCUGGGCGUCUGACUUGUGCUCACGUCUCCCACCCUUCUUCCACCAUUUCCUCCUUGUCCUCCUUGUUCCUGCCAUACUCAACCACUUCACGUUCUCUGACAGGUCCUUUCUCACCUCCAGGCCUUGUACAAGCUUCCAGGAACACUGUCCCUCAGGUCUUUCAUUUGCAGAAAGAUGACAACACACCCUAAUGACCUCAGUCUGGCAGCCUCUCCUGAUUUCUCUGUCUGGACCAGGAAGCUGCUCUUGACUGGUAAAGCUGAUUUUGGAGAGAUAGCAGUGAGCGGUCCUGAAGAGAAAUCUUAGUUCCCUGUCCAGGAAUCAAACCUGGGUAACCCUGGAUGAAAACCAGGAAUCCUAGUCCCCAGGGGUGGAGCUGAGAAGCAAAGUGACCUGGCUCUUUCCUCCCAUUUGAAAGCAAGAAUGUUUCAAGGAGACAAAAACCGUAAAAACAGGUACAAAGUUUAUUAUUCAAAACACAGCAUAUGGUGUGGGAAUGCACACAGAAGCAGUUUGUUUAUUUAAGACAGAAGCCAGGCAGAGAUACAUGCCUGGAGAGGAGUGCUGAUGUCCUGAAUGGGGCGUGGUAAAGAGGCGAUUCAGACCACUUCUAUAGGACAGUCCCUCCAGGUCUUUGCUUACAUUUGGCCAGUUACCUCAUUUUUUCUUUAUACCUGACUGGUCCUGGCACCCUCCCCAAGAUGCAUGUGCAACUAUUUGCUAAGGUGGAUCCUACAGCAGAGGCCUGUGGGUGCAUUCCAUGUUUAUUAUGGAGGGUGCCCCUUCCCUUUUUGACCCCCAAGGAGCCUUCCUGCUCCUUCCUGCUCCCCAAUGUCCUUCCUGGACAUUACAUACAUGCACGUGUGCAGAUAGGAAAGUUUUCCUGACCUCAGGAGCAGGCGGCUUAUCUCUUUACUUUAGCAGAGCUCAGCUUUUGCAACUAGCUUUGUCCUUGGAGUGUCUGGGCGAGAACAAAGCUUCAGUUUUACUCCACUUGACAAACACCAGCUGUCCAGCCCAGGGGCCCCAUCUAUCGCCUACCUCAAAAGCUAGGCUGGGGCCUUCUCUUGGCUCCACAGCCUUUGCCCUUCCCUCAUGACAGUAGCUGUGGAUAUCCAUAUCAUGUAAAAAGUGAAUUUUAUCAUCUGCAAGUUUACUUCAACCAAUCUGACUUUUAAAAAUUGAUAAACUAGGGAGAAGCUGACAAAUCCUCCAGCAACAUGGGAUGUUUCAAAUGCCUCUGUCUCUCUUUUAUUAAAAAAAAUUAUUAUUUUA
This is a messenger RNA of Cervus elaphus (red deer), 7317 nucleotides long. It is a transcript of the gene ADGRG5, whose product is annotated as adhesion G protein-coupled receptor G5. The transcript has 11 exons. Gene Ontology annotation, biological process: cell surface receptor signaling pathway; adenylate cyclase-activating G protein-coupled receptor signaling pathway. Bases 794 to 2494 code for a protein of 566 amino acids. Gene Ontology annotation, cellular component: membrane. NCBI's taxonomy places the organism in Eukaryota, Metazoa, Chordata, Mammalia, Artiodactyla, Cervidae. Gene Ontology annotation, molecular function: G protein-coupled receptor activity. The record is from RefSeq and is a predicted model, not a curated record.